AUGGCGCCCGCGCGCUCCACCGCCGCUGGCAUCCUCGAGGCCGAGAGCAAGGAGGGACCUUCAGAUGCCGAAGAAUACGACGAUGAGCAGCCGGCGGCGCAGGGCCAGGACGGAGCCGCGGCCUGCAGCAGCGGUGCGCCUCGCCCUUUUCAGGGGUCUCGAGGAGGUCAAGAAUUUGUAGUUUUGUUAGUACAGAGAGCGCUGCGCAGCGCUGCGUCGCAUGCAGCGGAGUGGAUCGAACCGACCCCGGCCAUGGGUCGGCUCAACUCGGGCGCCGGGCAUUUCUCAGCUCGGCGGCGGCACCGAAUUCAAGUCCACGGGGGUCGGCGGAUUCCAUGCACCGCACGGCAGUAA
Prorocentrum cordatum is the source of this 354-nucleotide messenger RNA. The record is from the annotation of a GenBank genome assembly. NCBI's taxonomy places the organism in Eukaryota, Dinophyceae, Prorocentrales, Prorocentraceae.